GUACAAUCCGGAAAAGUGCAAGUAGAAAAUCUCGUAUUCCGUCUUCAUUACCGCUUGACGUCUAUGUUACUUCUGCUCGGGUGCAUCCUCGUCUCCGCUACUCAAUUCAUUGGGGAGCCCAUUCAGUGCAUCAAUACCUUUAUGCCCGACGAUGAGCAAUUUGGGAAGGCCUGCAACACGUACUGCUGGAUCAUGUCUACCUUCACACUUCCUCAUCUAUAUGACAAGGAAGUGGGAGUGGAGGUGGCCCACCCUGGCGUAGGUCCUCACACAGAAGAAGUAGAUAAAAAGUACCAUGCCUACUACCAGUGGGUUCCUUUCGUCUUGCUUCUACAAGCCAUGAUGUUCUACGCCACUCAUUAUAUCUGGAAGAAUAUAGAGGGCGGGCAGUUGAAGAACGUGCUUAACGGCCUGGACGCACUCAUGUUGGAUAAGGAGGUACGAGAAAAGAAACAGGAACAGGUAGCCAAGUAUCUGGAGAAGACCAAGGGGAGGCAUACGUUCUGGUUCUCUGAGUACAUAUUAUUCGAGAUCCUCAACUUCUUUCAUGUCAUCGGGCAGAUCUACUUCACCGACAAGUUCUUGGGUUACGAAUUCACGACGUAUGGGGCCGAUGUAAUCAAAUUCAUGGAAGAAGACCCAGAGAAUCGCACGGAUCCCAUGACCAGAGUCUUUCCCAGAGUCACUAAAUGUACAUUCCAUACCUUCGGUCAAUCCGGUACGAUCCAGAAAAUAGAUAACCUCUGUGUUCUAGCUCUGAAUAUCGUGAACGAGAAGAUUUACACCGUGUUCUGGUUCUGGUUCGUCAUUCUUGCCGUACUCUCUGGUCUUACAUUGCUGUAUCGCGCGGCUAUCCUUCUGUCGGAUGCCCUUCGAAUCAUUUUGCUCCGAACGCGGGGCGGAAACCGGAGAAGAGAUCUUGUCCAAAGCAUAACGAGGAAGUUGUGUCAAUCUGACUGGUUUCUUCUUUAUCAUAUUGGAAAGCACAUGGAUCCUCUCCAUUACGAGGGUUUUCUCGAGAAAGUUGAUGAGGCAUUCAACUUGCAAUCCGGAAAAGUGAGUGUUGAGAACCUAGUAUUCCGUCUUCACUACCGCCUGACGGCCAUUCUGCUUUUGGUGGGAUGUUUACUCGUCUCCGCCUCACAAUUCUUUGGGGAGCCCAUUCAGUGCAUCAAUGGCUUCGCGCCGCAGGAGAAUGAGGACGAUAAGGAUUUCGUGAAGGCCAUCAACUCGUACUGUUGGAUCAUGUCUACCUUCACACUUCCUCAUCUAUAUGACAAGGAAGUGGGAGUGGAGGUGGCCCACCCUGGCGUAGGCCCUCACACAGAAGAAGCAGAGAAAAAAUACCAUGCCUACUACCAAUGGGUCCCUUUCUUUUUGCUUCUUCAAUCCAUGAUGUUCUACGCCACUCAUUACAUCUGGAAGAAUAUAGAGGGCGGGCAGUUGAAGAACGUGCUUAACGGCCUGGACGAGCUCACUUUGGAAGAGAAAGAACGACAGGAGAAAGAGAACCUGGUAGUCGAGUAUCUGAAGAAGACCAAGGGAAGACAUGCAUUCUGGUACGCUGAGUACAUAUUCAUGGAAGUUCUUAAUUUAUUUCACGUCAUCGGACAGAUCUACUUCACCGACAAGUUCUUGGGUUACGAAUUCACGACGUAUGGGGCUGAUGUUGUCAGAUUUUUGGAAGAAGACCCAGAGAAUCGUACGGAUCCCAUGACCAGAGUCUUUCCCAGAGUCACUAAAUGCACAUUCCAUAACUUCGGUCAAUCAGGCACGAUCCAGAAAAUAGAUAAUCUCUGUGUUCUAGCCCUGAAUAUCGUGAACGAGAAGAUUUACACCGUGUUCUGGUUCUGGUUCGUCAUUCUUGCCGUACUCUCUGGUCUUACAUUGCUGUAUCGCGCGGCAAUCCUUCUGUCGAGUCUCCUUCGAAUACUUUUGCUCCGAAUGCGGGGCGGAAACCGGAAGAGAAUUCUUGUCGAGGCCAUAACGAGGAAGUUGGGUCGAGCUGAUUGGUUUCUUCUUUAUCAUCUUGGAAAGCACAUGGAUCCUCUCCAUUACGAGGGUUUUCUCGAGAAAGUUGGUGAGGAAUUCAACGUAUAUGUUCGAGUAGAGAAUCUCGCAUUCCGUCUUCAUUACCGCUUGACGUCUAUGUUACUUCUGCUCGGGUGCAUCCUCGUCUCCGCUACUCAAUUCAUUGGGGAGCCCAUUCAGUGCAUCAAUACCUUUAUGCCCGACGAUGAGCAAUUUGGGAAGGCCUGCAACACGUACUGCUGGAUCAUGUCUACCUUCACACUUCCUCAUCUAUAUGACAAGGAAGUGGGAGUGGAGGUGGCCCACCCUGGCGUAGGUCCUCACACAGAAGAAGUAGAUAAAAAGUACCAUGCCUACUACCAGUGGGUUCCUUUCGUCUUGCUUCUACAAGCCAUGAUGUUCUACGCCACUCAUUAUAUCUGGAAGAAUAUAGAGGGCGGGCAGUUGAAGAACGUGCUUAACGGCCUGGACGCACUCAUGUUGGAUAAGGAGGUACGAGAAAAGAAACAGGAACAGGUAGCCAAGUAUCUGGAGAAGACCAAGGGGAGGCAUACGUUCUGGUUCUCUGAGUACAUAUUAUUCGAGAUCCUCAACUUCUUUCAUGUCAUCGGGCAGAUCUACUUCACCGACAAGUUCUUGGGUUACGAAUUCACGACGUAUGGGGCCGAUGUAAUCAAAUUCAUGGAAGAAGACCCGGAGAAUCGCACGGAUCCCAUGACCAGAGUCUUUCCCAGAGUCACUAAAUGUACAUUCCAUACCUUCGGUCAAUCCGGUACGAUCCAGAAAAUAGAUAACCUCUGUGUUCUAGCUCUGAAUAUCGUGAACGAGAAGAUUUACACCGUGUUCUGGUUCUGGUUCGUCAUUCUUGCCAUAAUCUCUGGUCUUACGUUGCUGUAUCGUGUGGCAACCAUUCUGUCGAAUGCCGUUCGAUUAUAUUUGCUACGGAUGCGGGGUGGAGGUCAAAAUGGCGAUCUCGUCGAAGUCAUAACGGGGAAGUUGGGUCGAGCUGAUUGGUUUCUUCUUUAUCAUAUUGGAAAGCACAUGGAUCCUCUCCAUUACGAGGGUUUUCUCGAGAAAGUUGGUGAGGUAUUCCACGGACUACUGAAGAUCGACCAAGUAUGCAUUGACAACAAUAUCUUCCGUUUGCACUACAAAGCCACGGUGAUCUUUCUGGUCGCCUUCUCACUGACAGUGACCAGUCGCCAGUACAUCGGCGACCCCAUCGACUGCAUCGUCGAUGGCGUUCCACAAAAUGUCAUGGAUACCUACUGCUGGAUCCACAGCACCUUCACCAUCCCGAAUCGACUGACCGGAGAAAUCGGGAAAGAUAUCCCCCAUCCCGGGGUGGGACUCCCGAAGGAAGGGGAAGAACUACGGCAUCACAUGUACUACCAGUGGGUCUGCUUCUUCCUCUUCUUCCAGGCCAUGCUAUUCUACAUUCCACGGUAUCUGUGGAAGACAUGGGAAGGCGGAAAGAUCCGGAUGCUUGUGUUGGAUCUCAACUGUCCCAUCGUGGAGGAACAGGCCAAGAACGACCGCAAGAAGCUCCUCAUCGAGUAUUUCCUCACCAAUCUCCAUCAUCAAGAUUUUUAUGCCAUCAAGUUCUUCUUUUGCGAAGUCCUUAAUUUCGCCAAUGUCAUCGGGCAGAUCUACUUCAUGGAUACUUUCCUUGGAGGAGAAUUCACGACCUAUGGAGCCGACGUGGUUCGUUUCACGGAGUUGGAGCCAGAAGAUCGAGUUGAUCCUAUGGCAAAGGUUUUCCCCAAGGUCACUAAAUGCACCUUCCACAAGUACGGAGCUUCAGGGACCGUGCAGAAAAUUGACGGUCUCUGCGUCCUGCCUCUGAACAUCGUCAACGAGAAAAUCAUGGUCUUCAUCUGGUUUUGGUUCGUCAUCCUGGCCGUUCUGUCCGGCCUGGCUCUGCUCUACCGACUCGCCGUAGUGCUGAGGGCCCAGACAAGGCUGUAUUUGCUCAGAGCACGAUCUCGGCUGGCUCCAUCCGGGGACAUCGAUACCAUCAAUCGGAAAUGCCACAUUGGGGAUUGGUUCGUUCUGUAUCAGCUGGGCAAGAACAUGGAUCCCCUCAUCUACAAGGAAUUCAUCCACGAUCUUGCUCGCAGAUUGGAGGGCAAGGAAGCUCUCGACAAGAUAAGUAUCGACAAUGUGAUCUUCCGUCUCCACUACAAAGCAACUGUGGUGAUCCUGAUUUCCUUUUCCCUCCUGGUGACUGCCAAGCAAUACAUCGGCGACCCAAUCGAUUGCAUUGUGUCCGGAGUCCCAGCCAAAAUCAUGGAUACAUACUGCUGGAUCCAUAGCACGUUCACGCUCCCCAGCCUUCUGUCUGGGAAAGUCGGCGAAGAUGUACCCCACCCUGGCGUGGGAUUGCAGGGAGAAGGGGAGGAAGCCAUGUACCAUAAGUACUACCAAUGGGUGUGCUUCUUCCUUUUCUUUCAAGCUCUUCUCUUCUACACCCCUCGCUUCCUGUGGAAGUCCUGGGAAGGGAAAAAGCUGGAGAAGUUGAUUCAGCAACUCAACUGCCCCAUUGUCGAUAAAGGUGUGAAAAAGGAUAGGCUCGCCCUCCUCGUGCAGUAUUUCACAGAUAACUUCCACACCAUGCGCUGGUAUGCGUUCAAGUUCUUCUUCUGUGAGGUCCUCAACCUCAUCAACGUCAUCGGUCAAAUAUUCUUCAUGGAUCACUUCUUGGACGGGGAAUUCUCGACGUAUGGCCCCGAUGUGUGGAAUUUUUCUGAAUUGGACCCCGCGGAACGAGUGGAUCCAAUGGCCAAAGUAUUCCCAAAGGUCACCAAAUGCACCUUCCACAAGUACGGUCCAUCGGGUACGAUCAUGAAGUUGGAUGGUCUCUGCGUUCUCCCCUUAAACAUCGUCAACGAGAAGAUCAUGGUUUUCAUCUGGUUCUGGUUCGUCAUCGUGGCGGUCUUGUCCGGUUUGGGACUCUUCUACCGGCUUGCGGUUGUCUUUGUGGAUACCGUUCGCCUGCAUCUUCUCAGAGCAAGAGCGAGGUUCUCUAAUGUCAACACUGUAACAUCGGUCAACGAGCUUUGCGAUGGCGUUGGUCCCUGGUUCAUGCUCUACCAACUCGGCAAGAAUAUGGAUCCUCAAAUCUUCAGCAAAUUUUUGACGAAUUUGGAGCCAGCUCUGAAGAGGAGAGGGACCGUCGUCACCGACGAUGGGUUUUUCAAGCUCCACUACAAGCUCACAGCGGCCAUCUUCUUCCUCUUUUGUCUGAUCCUGACUGGGAAGGAGAUGAUCGGGGAACGGAUACAAUGCACCACGGAUGCGAAGCCCAUAUCCGAUAACUACAUGAAUACAUACUGCUACAUCCAGUCGACGUUUAGCAUUCGAGAUCAUUUCGGGAAAAAAGUGGGCUCCGUGAUCCCUUAUCCUGGAGUUGGGACCCACCGUGUGAGCGACAAGUCGGAUAGGGUAUACCACAGCUACUACUUGUGGGCUCCAGUUGUACUGUUCCUCCAAGCGCUCACGUUCAUAAUUCCCCAUCGCCUAUGGAAAAUGUGGGAAUCCGGGAAAGUGCGUAGUCUCGCCAAUGCCCUCAAUGGCGACAAGUUAACGCUGAAGACCAGAGGCGGGAAGACCACUAAGCAGUCGCUCCUAGUCGAAUAUCUCACUCGGUCUCGCCAUUCCCACGGAAUGUAUGCUGCCAAGUACGUCAUCUGUGAGGUCCUUAAUCUCGUCGUCGUCGUUGGGAAUAUUUUCUUCGUGGACAAAUUCCUGGGCGGCACCUUCUUGACCUAUGGAAUCGACGUACUCAAGCUCAUCGAUAAGGACUACACAACGAGGACGGAUCCCUUGGUCCGGGUCUUCCCAAAGGUUACCAAGUGUUACAUCCAUAGCUAUGGACCUUCGGGGACCAUUCAGGUCGCAGAUGCUCUCUGUGUCUUGGCUCAGAAUAUUCUCAACGAGAAAGUCUUCAUCGUGGUCUGGUUUUGGCUCGUCUUCCUCUCCGUUAUCACCGCCAUCGGACUCUUGUAUCAUCUCUUCGUCCUCUUCUCGCCCGGCGCUCGACUUUGGCUGCUUCAGCAGAGGGGGAAGUAUUCCAUCAAGGUUGCCAAUCUGGAAACGGUCGUCCAGAAAGCCGAUUUUGGCGACUUCCAUCUCCUGUACCUGAUCGGCAUCAACACCCCGAUCUUGACUUUCGGUCAACUCUUGAACGAGCUGGGGGAGAAAUGGACCAAAGAGGACAUCCGCGGGACUCAACAAAGGGAACCGACUCCCGCUUCAAGCAAGAUCCAUCUGCCCGGCAUAACCACAUAA
Molecule: messenger RNA, 6321 nt
Organism: Darwinula stevensoni
Lineage: Eukaryota; Metazoa; Arthropoda; Ostracoda; Podocopida; Darwinulidae
Source: the annotation of a GenBank genome assembly